Messenger RNA from Ilex paraguariensis (yerba mate), 2435 nucleotides. Lineage: Eukaryota; Viridiplantae; Streptophyta; Magnoliopsida; Aquifoliales; Aquifoliaceae. The record is from the annotation of a GenBank genome assembly.
CAGUUUCCCACUGGAAGACUUUUGUAUAUUAACGUGUUCGCUAUUGAGAAUUUCUACAUUCAGAGUUUAUAUAACGUGUUUUGUAUCAAGUACUUUACCAUCCUAAACGGACUCUCUCUCUCUCCUCUCUCGAUUUUCUCUCUCUAGAUUGGGUUCUUGGUCGGCGUUACUAUCGGUGUUCGUUCCAAUACAAGGUUAUCUCCAUUUUUUGUGGAUUCUGAGGCACAUUCUGAAAACUCGGUACAGAUUUUUAUAUCUUUGACCAAUCCGAGUUCAGGUUCUUCAACCUAUCACUGCCUGGUCAAUCCUGCAUCUUUGCUUAUUACACAAUGUUCAGUCAUAGAAAAUCUCCUUUGAACAAGCUUGCUAAACAUAGCUCGGUUGAACCUGGUUAUUCUAAUUCAAAUCCUUUCGAUUCCGAUAAUGAGUCAGACAACAAGAAAACCCUAAAUCCCUCAAGGAGAACUUCUUCGGAGCCUACACUUGUUACCCCAAAUUUAAGUACCAAUCCUUUUGAUGAUGAUGAGAUCAAAGGGACCUCCUCAUCUUCAUACUCCAUAACUUCAUCAGCAAGAAGCAGAUACAAGAAUGACUUUCGUGAAUCAGGAGGAUUAGAUAACCAGCCUGUGCAAGAAUUAGAGAGUUAUGCUGUAUACAAGGCUGAGGAGGCUACAAAGACGGUCAAUGGCUGCCUAAGGAUUGCGGAGGACAUAAGAGAGGAUGCCACUAAAACUUUGGUCACCUUGCAUCAACAGGGUGAGCAAAUUACAAGAACUCACAUGGUUGCUGCUGACAUUGAGCAGGAUCUUAGCAGGGGUGAGAAGCUUUUGGGAAGUCUUGGGGGCAUGUUCUCCAAGACUUGGAAGCCUAAGAAGCAUCGUUCAAUAAUGGGCCCUGUGAUGACAAGAGAUGAUCCUGCUCAAAAAAGGGGUAACCAUUUGGAGCAGAGGGAGAAAUUGGGAUUAACCUCUGCACCUAAGGGACGGUCAAAUGCACGAACCCCACCUCCUGAGCCAACAAAUGCACUGCAGAAAGUUGAGGUAUGUGCUUGUGGUUAUUGUAAGUAUAAGUUCUGUGCCAAAAAAAAAAAGUUAAUAAUAAUAAAAAUAAAUGAUGGGUUGUCUGAAAUGUGGACGCAGCAGGAUAUGAGUGUGUGAAAUGAUACUAUUGGUUUUCUGCCUAAGAUUGUUUUGGUAUGUUGUCUAGAUUUGCUCAUAAGGUCUGUUGGGCUACCAAAGAUCUGGGUUCUAGGUUUUAAGUGCAGCAGGAUAUGAUACUAGUGUUUCUGGUUUGGUGUGUGGAAUGUUACUUUUUGUUUCCCGCCUAAGUUAGAUUGUUUCGGUAUGUUGUCUAGAUUUGCUCAUAAGGCCUGUUGGGCUACCACAGAUCUGGGUUCUAGGUUUUAAGCGCAGCAGGAUAUGAUAUUAGUGUUUCUGGUUUGGUAUGUGGAAUGUUACUUUUUGUUUCCUGCCUAAGUUAGAUUGUUUCCGUAUGUUGUCUAGAUUUGCUCAUAAGGCCUGCUGGCUGCUGCCUUGUCUUACGUCAUUCAAAUUGGAAGUAUUCCAUUUCUUGUGUUUUCCUAAUACCGAAUAAGUUGACAAGGAAACUUUCCCAAAUAAGGUGAUAAGGUAGUGUUUAUGGGUGAAUUUAACUCAUUCUAAUUCAUCAAUGGGAUCAUUAACAGGUAGAAAAAGCAAAGCAAGACGAUGCACUCUCAGAUUUAAGCAAUCUGUUGGGGGAGCUGAAAGAUAUGGCUGUUGACAUGGGAUCUGAAAUUGAAAGGCAUAACAAGGCGUUGAAUCCUCUUCAAGACGAUGUGGACGAGCUAAAUUACCGGGUGCAAGGUGCCAAUCAGCGUGGACGCCGUUUGCUGGGGAAAUAGAAGACUACAGUGCUGUUAGCGCUGCUGUUGACAUUAGCUUUGAUGCUCCUCUUGCUGCCACUCUUCAUUUUCUCCACUUUUCUUUACACAUUAUGGAUUAAAACAUAAUCUACACAUUCAGAUUUUUACAUAACUAUUGGGUUUUUGUAUCCUCUUUAUGUGAAAUCUAAAACAUGAGAUUAAACCUCUGGUUACAAAAAUGGUGUAUUCAUUCUAUAUUUUUUCCUUUCUACAAUGUGUACAUGUCAUCCAUUUGAUUGCUCCAUUCCAUAAUAGCUGAUGCUUCACAAUUAUGUUGCCGUUCGAAGUUUGGCUCAAAACCCAAAUCUUCCUCUACAUAAGAUGGGUGUUAUUCCAGGAGGUCGAGCCUUUGGAUAUUGGGUAUGCUUAGGUAUAGUUCGGUUCGAGUAGCAUAGUUAUGCUUGGCUCGAACUUAGUUGUCGACCUUGUAUGUUUGCUUCGAUUUUUUCAAUUUCAUGCUCAAGUCUAUGGCUCGAUUUGACUCAUUUUGGUAUGAUAUAAUCUUCGAUUAGAUUUGAAUUGGUAAUCUCUU